Molecule: messenger RNA, 3440 nt
Organism: Trifolium pratense (red clover)
Lineage: Eukaryota; Viridiplantae; Streptophyta; Magnoliopsida; Fabales; Fabaceae
Exons: 3
Coding region: 435-2675 (746 amino acids)
Source: RefSeq, a predicted model, not a curated record
AUCAAAAAGGCAGAAGUAAGAUUUAUUUACACACAAAAAAAAAAAAAGCUUAUACCGAGAAGUGCGUUUAGUGUGAGCGUGAACAAGCACGAACAAUUUCUAUAACAAAGAAGAAGAUUUAUGAACCAAAAUUCCAAACGACACUCUCACCAAAAUCGCUUCCUCUUUUCUCUUCAACGAUCUUCAUUCCUUCAAUUAAUUUGAACUUCCAGGACUUGCUGUGAUUUCUAGAAGCUUAGAGGUUUUUGGCUGAAGAUUCGGGUCUUGAAGUUAUUGAGAUGUGGGUUUUUGAUUGUCAUGGAUGAGUUACAAGCAGUAUGUGAACUCAAACUAUGUAUAAACAUUUAAGGCACCCACAGAUGGAGAACUGCUGAUGUUAUAUUACAUCAAAGUACUGAGAGUAGAAGAGAUUAUCAAGAAAGCAGGUGAGAGAAAUGGAGUGCAAUAAGGACGAGGCUACCAGAGCUAAAGAAAUUGCUGAGAGGAAGUUCAUUGCAAAGGACAUGUCGGGAGCAAAGAAGUUUGCUUUGAAAGCCCAAAAUUUAUUUCCUUCCCUUGAGGGUAUUCCUCAAAUGGUAGCGACACUUGAUGUGUAUAUUUCUGCUGAGAAUAAAGUAAAAGGAGAAGAAGAUUGGUAUGGUAUACUUGGUGUGAACCCGCGUGCCGACGAUGAUACGGUUAGGAAACAUUAUAGGAAGCUAGCUCUCAUGCUUCACCCAGACAAGAACAAGUCCAUCGGAGCCGAUGGGGCUUUUAAAUUUAUUUCAGAGGCAUGGAGUAUACUAUCCGAUAAGGCUAGAAGGGCAGCUUAUGAUGAAAAGAUAAAUGCAAAAGCACAGAAAGGUUCCACCAUUUUUGGCAGUUCAUCAGCAAAAGCGGCGGCAAAUGGGGCUAACAAUAGUAAAAAGAAACCCCCUUCAAGUGCAAAGACUCAAAAAAAUACUGCUAAAGAACAAACUUCAUCCUCUGCCAAUAAAUCAAAAUCCACAUUUUGGACUACUUGCCAUCGCUGUAAAAUGCAAUACGAGUAUCUCAGAAUGUAUCUUAACCUUAAGCUCGUGUGUCCUAGCUGCCAUGAAGCAUUUUUGGCUUUAGAAACUAAUCCGCCUCCUGCAAGUGGUAUCAGACCUGGGGCUACAUUGAAUUUUAAGCAAAAGCCCAAUCACCAAGGACCUCAUAAAAGCAAAUCUAAUGCUGGAAAGAACAACAUGGCAGCUCCAAAUGUUGGAGCAGGGUCUAACAAGAAUAGUUUCCAGUGGGCUCCAUUCUCAAAUUCUGGCGUUUCUAAUGUGGCUCAUGCUGCAAAUGUGGUUCAGCAGGCAUAUCAUAAGGUGAAGCGAGAUCGUGAGGAGGCACAAGCCGCUACCAAAAAGGAAGAGGCUUUAAGAAAGAAACAGAAUGUUUCCAAAAAAGGUUACUUUAAUCCAGCUAAGAGGAAAAGGGGGGCCAUGGAGGGAAAUGGAGCAUCUAACUUGGGCGGUGGUAUCAAGAAGUUUAACUCUACUCGAGAUCUCUCCCCGGUUGAACUUCAGAAUCUUCUUGUCGAGAAAGCUACAAAAGAAAUUAGCAAGAAACUCAAAGAGUUUCAGUCAAAUACUGUUGAUAAAUCAGUGGCGAAAAAGAGUGGAGAUUGCUUCCAGAAAGAACGGAAAGGAGAAUUUUCAGCAAGAAACUCUGAGAUCUGUACUCAAAAUACCAUUGGCAAGUCAGAAGAUGCAAAGAAUAGAUUGCAGGCUUGCACGUCAUUUGCAGCUCCUACCAUUGAUAGUAAUUGCACGGAAAUUUUGGAUUCAAUGCUAGUAGAUGUUCCAGAUCCUGAUUUUCAUGAUUUUUUCACGGAUCGAACUGAAAGGUCUUUUGGUGAAAAUCAAGUAUGGACUGCAUAUGACGGUGAUGAUGGGAUGCCUCGACGUUAUGCUAUGAUUCACAAAGUGAUCUCUCUGAAUCCAUUCAAGUUGCAGAUCAGUUGGCUCUACCCAAAUAUCAACAGCAGCGAACCAGGCCACCAAAAUUGGAUUGCGUUAGGCUUUUCAAAAACUUGUGGGGAUUUCAGAAUAGGUAAACGCGAAAUCUAUGACUCGAUCAAUUAUUUUUCUCAAAAGGUUAGGUGGAUAAAAGGUAACGAUCGAGCCAUUUGUAUAUAUCCCAAAAAAGGAGAGGUUUGGGCCAUCUAUAGGAAUUGGUCUCCUAACUGGAAUGAGCUAAUAGCAGAGGAUGUGAUACACAAGUUUGAUAUGGUUGAAGUACUUGAGGAUUUUGUUGAAGAACACGGCGUAACUGUCAUUCCUUUGGUCAAGGUGGCAGGGUUCAUGACAGUAUUUCACCACCACUUUGAUGACAAAGAGAUCAAAAUCAUUCCGAGGAAGGAGAUGCUUCGAUUCUCUCAUCAGGUACCUUCAUACGUACUUACUGGCGAAGAAGCUGCUAAUGCUCCAAAAGGUUGCAGGGUGCUGGACCCAGCUGCUACUCCAUUUGAACUUCUCGAGGUAAUAAAAGUCGCGCAGGAGGAAAACAUAGUCGACACCAUGGAUAGUAUCACCAAAGAAGCUCAUUGUGAGGAAGUGGUCAGUGAUAUCGGACAACUUGGGGGAGCAAAGGAGGGAUUGAAGGAAGUUACUCAUAAAAUGGAAACUUCAGAAGAGGACAGAGGGAAGAAGAUAUGCAUAGGCUUGUAGCAAGGAAGGUAUGUACUAUGCAGCAUGAUAAAGGAAAACAACUUGAUGACUUUGCAGCCCGUGUUAGAAAUGAAAGGUGCUCGAUAGCCAGAAUUAAUUUGACAAAAUAGGAUCCGAAGAUCUGAUUACUUUGGAUGGAUGAGAAGAUCUGAUUACUUUCUAUAUCCAACAACCACCAUCGAAUAUGGUGAGUUUUGUCAAAUUUUUCUAGCUGUGUAGUUUUACUGUCAAAACAAAAAAGGGAAGAUUACAUUCCCAAUCUGACAUUACAAUUUUACUGUUAUCAACUGUUGAAGUUGAUUGGUUCAGCCUUCUGUCAUACCAAAAUCUAUUACUGGAAUGACAAGGCUAUACCUUCUGGGGCAGUGUGUGGAUUAUCUUAGUCGCUGCUUUCCGUUCGGGCUCCACCCAGAAAACACAUAGUAAGGGGUGCUCCCUAAGUAUCGGAACAAUGAGGCUAUACAUUCUGCAAAUUGUUCCAUAUUUGAACUUUGAAGUUUGUCAAAAGCAGAUCUCUGCAAUUUGGACGGGUCUUGCUAUGCCAUUAAGUCUUUUAUUUUAAUUUAUUCCUUCAUAGGUUUCUGUUUCUUACCCAAUUUUGUUCUGUAAAUCCGAUUUAGUGGCAUGUUUAUCAGCUGCCAUAUGUUUGUAAGAAAUUUAGCUCAGUGAUUUAUAGGAGGACUUUAACCUUUACAAUUGAUCCUAGUCUCUUUAAUAGUUUUUCUUUCUUGUGAUUAUGAAACUAUCUGUAUGUUUUUCUUCCUU